AUGAGUAAUAAUAAUGUACAAUUGAAACUGAACGAUAUAUGGAAAAACAUACAGCCACCUUCAGUUUCGUCUUCGCCAUUUUCAUCAUCAUCACUCAAUUUCAUAUCACAAACAACAUGCAAAGGUGACGAACAAGGUGUUUCAUGUCAAGGUGAUGUUCGAGGGAGAGGUGGUGAACAAGCUACAGAUAGUGGUGAAUUAUCUAAAGAUAAUGAACAAGCUAAAGAUGGUGGUGAAUUAUCUAAAGAUAAUGAACAAGCUAAAGAUGGUGGUGAAUUAUCUAAAGAUGAUGGAAAAAAUGAAGGUCUUGCUCAACUUGGACGUAGUGCACAAAGUCAAGAUGAUAAACAGUCUAAAGAUCUUAUAGAAUUUAAAGGUGAUGUACAAAAUGAAGUUCUUAUUCAACUUGAAAGUGGUGAACAAACUGAAGAUGUGCGACAACAUGAAGGUGAUAUUCAACUUGAACGUAGUGGAAGCGAAAAUGAAAUCGAAGUCUUAAAUUGUAACGAAGAAUUAUAUAAUAAUUGUUCAGAUAAUAUACAUGAUCAUAAUUAUUUAUCAUCUACCUUUAAACAGAAAGAAAAGAAACGAUCAUCUUUUUUUUCGCAACGUCGAAAAAAAUAUUCACCCGAAUGGGAAAAAAAGGUUGAAGCUCAGUAUAAAACUUAUAUAUUAGAUCCUUAUGGUAUGAAACAAGAAAAAUAUUUAUGUUGGUUGUAUUUCAAUGGUACAUCCAUGCAUUGUCGUUUAUGUGAAAAAUAUGGCAAAAUAAAGAAUUUGAAUGGUAAAGAUAAUAUUUGGUGCACGAAUGGUAUGACCACCUUUUCCUUGCACCAAAUCAAACGUCAUAAAGAAGAAAGUGGUGUCCAUAAACAAGCUGAAGAAGAAGAAUUAACUGUUACUGGGGGUAAACAACCUGAUUGGAUUACAACUCAAAAGAAAAUUCUUAGUAAACACGAACAAGCAAUAGAAAAUUUAAUGUUGUCGUGUAUUUAUUUAUGUCAACAAGACCAUCCACUAAAUGAUAUUGAACCUUUAUCUGCUCUAUUAGAAAAGGUUGGUAUUAUGUCACUUCCUGCAGAAACAACAGGAGUUAAUUAUCGAAAUGAUACAGCUGCUUUAUGUUUUAUACAACAUAUAGCUGCUUGUCUUCAUUCUGAAUUAGUGGAGAAAAUUAAAAAAAGUCUAGUUAUAGGUUGGAUGAUGGAUGAAACCACAUCUAGAUCUGCUGAAAAAUCUUGUAUCAUUUAUGUACGAUACACGGAGAAUUUCGAAUCAAAGACAUCUUAUUAUGGUUUACUUGAAUUAGAUGGUGAUGGAACUGCAAACAAUAUUGUCCAAUCACUCGUACAUUUAUGGGAACAAGAUGGUAUUAAUCCAGUUAAUACCUGUUGGAUUGCUAGUGAUAAUGCAUCCACCUUCACCGGUAUCCAUGAAGGUGUUAUCGCUAAGCUGAAACAGCUUUUUUCAAUCGAAUAUAUAGAAUCAUCUCCGUGCAUGGCUCAUUCUUUUGCUCUUGUUGGUAGUCAGGCUGCCUAUACAUCAAAAGCUCAAAAAGGACAAAAACCUACCCGAGCACCAUUUAUUGAAAAACUUGAAUCAACAAUUGGUGAAAUACACAAUUACUUUGGUCGUAGUGCUGGACGACAGUUUAAAUUAAAAACCUGGCAAGCAUUUAUGGAAAUGCCAGAACUGAAGUUUAAAAGAAUAUUUGAUAUUCGUUGGUCAUCAAUCAGAGGCUGUAUUAAACCAAUAAUUGAUAAUGUUCAACCAGGUUCUCAAGCACUUCUUACCUGUUUACAAGAAACUACAUUGGACAUUAAAUCAUCAAAUGCAGAUAAACAAUAUGCAAAAAAAUUGUUAGAGUUAAUUCUUGAUGAUGAAUUUUUAUUUCAUUUACAUAUGCACCACGAUUUGCAUGAAAGUGUUCUGGGUCCAAUAACAAAAUGCAUGCAACAUGAUCAACUAUCAUAUUUUAAUUUAAUGAAUACAAUAAAAGAAAAACGAACAAUUUUAAAUCAUUGGAGAUCUGAAUCAACAUUAAUUAUGGGUCCAACACUAACUGAUUAUAUCGAAGCAACAGAAUUAGGAUCAUUUGGUGGUUUUAAGAUCAAAUUAGGUGAUCGUGUUAUGUUUUUUAAUGACUGUCAUAAGCAUAUCCAACGCUUACUUCAAGAAUUAGAUAGACGAUUUAAACCAUCUAUAGUUCAAGAACAUUUAUCUAUGCUGUUUGAUGUUCAACAUUUAAUAAAAAACAAAAAUGAAUUAGAUUCAAUAGAAUAUGGUCGCGGUAGCUUAGAUACUCUUCGAAAAAAAUAUAAAAAUUUACCAGAUUUUGAUUAUAAUUUAGUUAGAAAUGAAUGGGAAUCAUUCAAACCGAUAUUAUUUGAUUAUAUACAAAAUAUUUCAUAUGAGGUUUCAGAGCAACAAUUUUGGAAAAAUUUUAUUACUUUCAAACUAUCAACAAAUAAUUCUUUUAUUGAUGAAUAUAAAGAUAUUUUAAUUUUACUUAACGUUUAUUUGAUUUAUCCCACGAAUUCAGUGGAAUGCGAACGUGGAUUUUCAGCAAUGAGUCGAAUUCAAUCUAUUGGAAGAUCUCGAUUGUCAAUAUCUACUUUACAGGUUUUAAUGACCGUUCGUUUACUUUUAAAAGAUGAUGUCAGAAGUGUUCGAUGUCAACAAAUUGUCGAAAAGGCCUUUUUAUCAUGGAAUGAUAAAGAUCAUUCUCGUCGUCUACGUCAAGUACAACUGUUAGCAGAUGUACCUGUUGAUUAUCAACCAACUAAACAAGCACGAUCAGUUGCUAAACGAAAUUUAUCAAUAAUGAAUUUGAAAGAAAUCUGUAAAAAAUCUAAAAAAACAAAAUCACGUGCAAUAAAAUGUGCAAAUGGAUGUCACACUAAUAUAGCUCAAGAUGAUCCAGUUCAACAAGAUGCAAUACAAUGUUGCCACCAAGCCGAUCAAUUCAGCUGGAUCGAAUUUGAAGAUGGUUGUUCAAGAUGGUUGUGUAAUGGCUGUCGAAUAAAAUUAAAUAUUACAACAGAUUCAAUUUGGCUUUGUUCAGAUCAUAUCGAUAUGCAUAUUGACAGUGAUGAAAAUGAAAAUGAAAAAUAA
Molecule: messenger RNA, 3114 nt
Organism: Rotaria sp. Silwood2
Lineage: Eukaryota; Metazoa; Rotifera; Eurotatoria; Philodinida; Philodinidae
Source: the annotation of a GenBank genome assembly